AUGGGUCUCCGUGUCAAAGCCCUUGCAGUGGCAGCUCUGGCUACCCUCAGCCAGGCCUCGCCGGUCCUAUACACUCGCGAGGACACUACCUCCAACACAACCUACGCCUUUACCAACAGCAACGGGCUGAACUUCACCCAGAUGAACACCACACUUCCUAAUGUAACCAUCUUCGCAACAGGCGGCACAAUCGCCGGCUCGGCCGCCUCUAACACUGCAACAACAGGCUACCAGGCGGGCGCCCUCGGAAUCCAGACCCUCAUCGACGCCGUCCCCGAAAUGCUCUCCGUCGCCAACAUCGCCGGCGUGCAGAUCUCCAACGUCGGUAGCCCAGACGUCACCUCCACCAUCCUGCUAGAGAUGGCGCACCGUCUCAACAAAGUUGUCUGCGAGGACCCAUCCAUGGCUGGCGCAGUCGUCACCCACGGCACUGACACCCUUGAGGAAACGGCCUUCUUCCUCGACGCAACAGUCAACUGCGGGAAGCCUAUUGUCAUCGUGGGCGCCAUGCGGCCCGCAACAGCCAUCUCUGCCGAUGGGCCCUAUAAUCUCCUGCAGGCCGUUACUGUGGCGAGCACGAAAGAGGCAAGGAACAGGGGCGCGAUGGUCGUCAUGAACGACCGCAUCGCCUCCGCUUACUACGUGUCCAAGACAAACGCCAAUACGAUGGAUACAUUCAAGGCUGUGGAAAUGGGGUACCUGGGUGCCAUUAUCUCGAACACUCCGUUCUUCUAUUACCCGGCCGUGCAGCCAAGUGGGAAGACGACUGUCGAUGUGUCCAACGUCACCUCCAUCCCGCGCGUCGACAUCCUCUACUCCUUCCAGGACAUGACAAACGACACGCUCUACUCAAGCAUUGAGAACGGCGCGAAGGGCGUUGUUAUCGCAGGAUCUGGUGCUGGGAGUGUCGAUACCGCCUUCUCGACGGCUAUUGAUGAUAUUAUCAGCAACCAGGGAGUUCCGAUCGUGCAGAGUACUAGGACAGGAAACGGAGAGGUGCCGUAUUCGGCUGAGGGGGGUAUUUCGAGCGGGUUCCUGAACCCAGCUAAGUCGAGGAUUUUGUUGGGAUUGCUGUUGGCCCAGGGAGGGAAGGGCACUGAAGAAAUUAGGGCGGUGUUUGGGAAGGUUGCUGUUUGAUUCCCGACUGCCCAGGGCUUAUGAUGUGAUUUGAUGAGAUAUGGUAUAAUAAUCUGUAUAUAUCCAGUAGAUAUCAUGGAAGAUGAUGAAUAGCUGCCGAUAUUUUUGUGUAUCUACUCAGUAUAGUCUCUGGCACUACGGUGUAUAUGAGACGACAUCGCAGACACCAAAUAUGCCAGAGAUCGAAUAUUCUAUAGCGAGUAUACUGUGGUUUGCGAGUCUCUUUGAUUGACA
Aspergillus nidulans FGSC A4 is the source of this 1371-nucleotide messenger RNA. Its product is annotated as asparaginase ahrA. The record is from RefSeq and is a predicted model, not a curated record. The transcript has 2 exons. Gene Ontology annotation, molecular function: asparaginase activity. Lineage: Eukaryota; Fungi; Ascomycota; Eurotiomycetes; Eurotiales; Aspergillaceae. Bases 1 to 1137 code for a protein of 378 amino acids. Gene Ontology annotation, biological process: amino acid metabolic process.